Messenger RNA from Suillus fuscotomentosus, 536 nucleotides. RefSeq lists its product as uncharacterized. Bases 50 to 472 code for a protein of 140 amino acids. The record is from RefSeq and is a predicted model, not a curated record. The transcript has 7 exons. Gene Ontology annotation, molecular function: polygalacturonase activity. Gene Ontology annotation, cellular component: extracellular region. Gene Ontology annotation, biological process: pectin catabolic process. Lineage: Eukaryota; Fungi; Basidiomycota; Agaricomycetes; Boletales; Suillaceae.
GGAAUGAUGUUACUUGUACGUGUGUUAUUUGAAGUUGUGGCAAUCCCUAAUGUUCUCAGUCAAUGGAAACAACCAGAGGUGGGAUGGUGGAGGACCUUUUUACUGGGACGGUCAAGGUUCCAAUGGUGGUGUCACAAAACCAUGCCCAAUGAUGCAAAUAUUGAUUUCGGACACCUUGAAUGAUGUUUAUGUUGUAAACUCUCCAGCCCAUGUCUUUUUUGGCAUUCUGAUCACCCAGAGCUAUCCCUCUAACCUGGGUACCCCGGGCAAUGGUGCCACUAUCACUGAUAUCAACUUCAAUCAUAGCACCACUUCCUUGAUGGCCGACAGCAGUGCUUACAGGGUUGCAGUGAACUGUGGAAGUGGAUCGUGCACAGGUGACUGGGAUUGGUCUGGUUUGCAGACAAGUGGUGGUAAAGCUGGAUCCAUCACCAACAAUAAUCUCAUUACUGGAUUCAUUGACACACAGUGAGGUGACCCACCGUGUGUUGAUAUAUACACUUGCUAUUAAUUCUCCUGUCGUACUUGCUUGUUGG